Messenger RNA from Phymastichus coffea, 3068 nucleotides. Its product is annotated as cytochrome b-c1 complex subunit 7-like. The transcript has 4 exons. The record is from RefSeq and is a predicted model, not a curated record. Bases 132 to 530 code for a protein of 132 amino acids. Gene Ontology annotation, biological process: mitochondrial electron transport, ubiquinol to cytochrome c. Lineage: Eukaryota; Metazoa; Arthropoda; Insecta; Hymenoptera; Eulophidae.
AAAUCCGCGUUUGUAGUGACUGAAACAUCGUGAGACAAGCGAGAGUCUACCCAAGCAGAAGAGCAGUACAGCCAUAAGAGAACAGCCAAGUUGUCUGAAUAUAGUGAACGUUGACUUUAUCAACUCCAAAAAUGCCUGCAAAGGUACAAUGGUCGUUUUUCCGUCGUUUGGCAAGUCAGGCGAAAUAUAACUUGGAUGAACUGAAACCACCCGUGGAACAAAACAAAAUCGUUGGGCCCAAUUUACAGCAAUGGAUCUACAAUAAGAUGGGAUUCAAUCAGUAUGGUUUAAUGAGAGAUGAUAUGCGUUACGAGACACCAAUAGUAAAAGAGGCCCUGAAACGCCUACCUGAACAUGUUCAAGAUGAGAGGACCUUUAGAAUUGUACGAGCUGGCUAUCUUUGCUUGAAAAAGGAUGUACUACCUAAGGAACAGUGGAUGACACUGGACAAGGAUGUGUUAUAUCUCACUCCAAUCAUUGAAGAAGUCAAGAAGGAAAUUGCAGAAAAGGAGCAGUGGGAAAAUAAUUAAACAAAAUUAAUGUAAAGAUCUAUCAAUUGAGUGUUACUAUUAGCCAAGAUUCAUUAAAAGUUUAUGCUCUUACAUAUAAAUAUCGCGCUACCUUUUUCCAGGGCGAUUCUUGUACAUACGUUUUAAGUCGUGUAGAAAGCAUAAAAGGUUCACGAAUAAAAAUGUUAAUUUGUAAACAAUAGUUAGAUUAACAAUUUUUGUCAGCUUAUCAAGAAACAAAUGGUUUUGUUCCUUUUAUGUUAUAAUUUGUACAUUGUAAAUAAUUUCACAAUUACACAUGUCAAUUUUGAGAGUUUUCAAACAGGGUCAAACUCCUCAAAGCAGGUUUUUGUUCUGUAAAGCAAAAUACUGAAAGGCUUCAAUUACGUUUUAAUUCUGCUAAUAGACAACCUCAUUAUAUAGUACACAUAACUUAUCGAAUUGGCGACUUUGACGCAUAUAAAAAUUAAAUUUGUUGUUCUUUUCAAUUUAGUAAAUAAUAUAUAUAUUUUUAUAAAAAAUAUCCUCUCUCGCACAAAUACAAAUCAGAAGUUAUAAUUUCAGCUUGCAAAAACCAUCAUGUCGUACUUCGUGACAAUCGUUUUAUUAUUAAAUUAUUAUAUUUGUUAUAUAUAUUUUAUGAUUAUUAUAUUGAUAAAAUUAUCACAGUUGCAUGCACACUGUUAAAGUAAGUAGUUGUUGAGCAAGCUAGAAUAAUAAAUCACUGAGAACUUUUCAAUUUGAAUUCAAAUUAAUUUCUUGACAAAAUUCAAACGAAGUAAAUUCAAUUUCAUGUAUCGAAGGCUAAAAAUAAAUAAAGCAAACUUUUAUCUCGAAGUUUAUUAGCAAAGCAAAAAUCAAAAUCUCUGUAGCUAAAAGGAGAUAGUUGACUAAAUUCAAUUAUGAAAAUUUUUCAGCCUUAGGUGGCUUUCGACCAUUCAAACAACAAAAAAAAACUAAAAUACGAUCUCGAAACAAAAAUCAAACAGUGAAUAUUCGCGGGCACAUUCCAGUCAAAAGGUCUCUGGCGAUCAAUACCGCAAGCUGCGCAAGGUAAACGCGCGUCCAACUCGCACGAAAGGAGAGAAAAAAAGCUGUCUACGUCGAAAACAGCAGCAAGUUAGUCGUGGCGACGGCGCGAGCUUUGCGGGGCAGUGUGUUGGGCUUUUGCCGGGAACAAUUGUCAACUCGCGAAGUGUAACUUUCUCCUUUCUCUCUGUAUUUUCUCAAGACAUUCACCAGUGGUAAUAUAACGUUCGAACAUUAGUUGUUUCUCAAGAAAAAGAAAUCAUCAGGAUGACGAUAACCAAGGCAAGUGAAAGUAAUUCGUUUUUCCAUGUCGCCAUAAUUACAAAUUUCCUCGCGAAACGUGUUAUUGGUGGGUCAUUAAGUUCAUCUGCAAUAAGAAAAAAAAUUUCUUUUAUGGAGAGAAGAUCGAUCGUCGCCUAUUGCGUGCCGGCAAGUGUACAAGCCACCGGCGGUGUGUUACGUAAAAUCACGUACAUCCUUGGAAUCGUCCCGAAAUAAAUUAGAAUUUAUCGAACGUGCUAUAAUUUCCACGUGAAAAAGUUGACGCGAUUAUUCGUCAAAAUUUUGAAAACUAAUUGUCGCACCUGAAAAUGUUUUAUAUUAUCCUUUUUCUUUCACACAUAUACAUCAAAUAAAUGAAGACUUUAGAAAUAUAUAAACGAAUAGUUUUAGUCCGUCUUACGUAAUGAUCAACAUGAGAUGCUAUUGAUGGUUUCUUCAGGGUGAUAUAACUUUUGAUCUUUUGUGCGAGAGAGAAAAUCUUUUAUGAGAAUACAACAUAUAUACCUGGACAUGUUCUUGAAUGCGACUGAUUGUGCAAGGAAGCGCAGAAAUUUCUUAAAUGCUUGGUUUCAAAGCUGCAGCUUUUGAAUUAUACUUUUGCUCGAGUAUUACAUUUUAGAUAUGAUUUUUUCUCUACUGUAAAAUGUGAAGUUGUCAAGCGGAACUUAUGUUAAGCUAUGUUAAUUAUUAACUUAUGUUAAUGUGUUUCAAGCUUGCUUGAUUUUACGAAAUGACUUUUGACAAAGUUGAUGUGCUGUGAUUAUAAAAUUAUUUUCAAGGAUUAGUACUUUUUAGGAACUUCAAUACAAAUCUGACGCAAUUAACUUUUCGUGAAAAUUUAAUUAACACAAUUAAGUGAAUUUUAAUAUGUGAACAAUAAUUAAUCGAGAUGUAGAUUUUCAUUAGAAUAACAAAGUUAAGUGAUAUAUUGUGAAUUUUAUAACAUAUAAAAAACAUUGUCUCUCAUGAAAGGGUCGUGCAAGAAAAAUUGAUUAAAGUUCAGAAAAUUGAAUUUCUAAUCACUUUCACGUGCAGUUUUGAAGGACUACUUUUUUAAUAUAUUACAACGGGUAUAGAGAAGGAUUAAAAGUUGAGAAAUGUAUUUGUGGGUCAAUCAGAUGCAAGUAUUAAAAGUAAUGAAAAUUGCUACCGAGCUUCUAUUCUUGUUUUAAAGGUUAAUGAACAAUUUUACUUUCUAAUUAUCUAAUAAAAGUCGAUGUACAAUGAGAAGGACACGCACUAAAAGCA